AGAGAGCGGGCGGGCGAGGAACAGCGACCGCCGCAGCCAGCAGCCAGCGUCGGGGGGAGAGUCAGUGGACCGCGGUGGGGUGGUGAGUGGGGACGACGGGAGGCGCAGAGCGACAUGGCUAGAGCGCGACGCGUUCGUCAGCUUCGCGGGGGAGGGCCUGGCACUGGCAGCAUUCAUUGAUCCUGCCGCUGCCGCCACCGCUGCUAGUGCUGCUGCUUACCAUAACUCGCUACUCUGCACCGCCAUCCACCUUCCACCACCGCGCUGCGACAGCAUUAACGUGCCGGAGGUAUAGCUAGCCUUGCGUUGCUUGGAGAGAGAGAGAGAGCGAUGGGGAUCGACCUCAACACCGUGGAGGAGGACGGGGAGACGGCGGGGGCGGUGUGCGGGGAGCUGUGGCACGCGUGCGCGGGGCCGGGGGUGGCGCUGCCCAGGCGCGGGAGCGCGGUCGUCUACCUCCCGCAGGCGCACCUCGCGGCCGGUGGCGGCGAUGCGCCGGCGCCGGCCGGGCGGGCGCACGUGCCGCCCCACGUGGCGUGCCGCGUCGUCGGCGUCGAGCUAUGCGCGGACGCGGCGACGGACGAGGUGUACGCGCGGCUCGCGCUGGUGGCGGAGGCCGAGAUGUUCAGGCAAAGCGUCCGUGAGCGUGGAUCCGAAGAGGGGGAGGACGAGAUGGCGGCUGGCGAUGGAGAAAACAAACCUCGCAUGCCUCACAUGUUCUGCAAGACCCUCACUGCCUCUGACACGAGCACGCAUGGAGGUUUCUCUGUUCCUCGCCGGGCUGCGGAGGACUGUUUCGCACAUCUGGACUACAAGCAGGUCAGGCCUUCUCAAGAACUCGUUGCCAAGGACUUGCAUGGCACGCAGUGGAGGUUCCGCCAUAUCUAUAGAGGUCAACCCCGUAGGCAUCUUCUGACAACUGGAUGGAGUUCUUUUGUCAACAAGAAAAAACUAGUCUCCGGGGAUGCAGUUUUAUUUCUUCGAGGUGAUGAUGGUGAACUGAGAUUGGGUGUAAGGAGAGCGGUUCAGCUCAGAAACGAAGCUCUUUUUGAAGCGGUCAACACUAAUGACUCAAAGUUGCACACACUAUCUGCUGUUGCCAGUUCCUUAGAAAAUAGAAGUAUUUUCCAUGUUUGUUUCGACCCAAGGAGUGGAGCGUCAGAAUUUAUAGUGCCAUAUUGGAGAUUCUCCAAGAGCUUAAACCAUACGUUUUCCAUUGGAAUGAGAUUUAAAGUUUCCAAUGAGAGUGAUGAUGCAAAUGAGAGGUCUACUGGAUUGAUUUCAGGUAUUAGUGAAGUAGACCCCAUAAGAUGGCCUGCAUCAAAAUGGAGAUGCCUGAUGGUACGAUGGGACGAUAGCACUCAUUGCAACCACCAACGUAGAGUUUCUCCGUGGGAGAUCGAGAGAGUUGGUGGUUCGAUUUCAGUCACUGAUUGUCUGUCAGCAUCCAGUUCGAAGCGAGCUAAAUUGUACUUUCCUCAAGGCAAUUUGGAUGCUCCAGUUACGGAUGGAAAUGGUUGUUUGGACUCGAUGGAAGCAGGAAACUUCCACAGGGUCUUGCAAGGUCAAGAAUUGUUGAUGGGUUCUAGGACUCAGGGUGCUGGGCGCUCUCAGUCACCCGAUGUGGCAAGGUUUCGACCUCCGGAUCACAUUCGGUUCUCCGCAAAUGUACGGAACUACAUCCCGCAGCAGAGCUCUGAGUUUCCCUACCAUUCCUCAGGCUUCGGCGAGUCAGUCAGAUUCUCAGAGGUCUUGCAAGGUCAAGAAAUGUCUCAAGCACUUCGCUUCUACCAAGGAAGUGCUUUUGACGCCCGCACGCAGCACGGCGGUGCUGGCCCGUUUGGUUACACGCAGCGAUCAGCGGCGCCGAUUGGAUUGUCCCCUGCAGCUCAAGGAUAUCCUCUCAAUCAGUUCACACCGUCGGCAGUGGCGGCGGCGAAAGUAUCUUCUCCCUCCUCUGUCCUGAUGUUCAACCAGGCGACGGUCCCGCAGUUCGACUUGGAAAGCAGAACCAGCAGCUACAUAGGUGCGUAUGGCGGCCAGUGUCGUCCCAUGGAGAUGGUGAGGGAGACGGAGAAGACUUGGCCGUGCGCACAGCGCCAAAGGCCAAGCGUAACGGGAACGGGAUGCCGUCGGUUUGAAGAAUGGAUAAAGGCCUCGACUCCUGCGAGCACUGACGGCAGUAGGCCUGGAUCGGCGGCUGCCAGAGACGUCGUCGUCGGGCGGAGCAACUGCAGGCUGUUUGGUUUCUCCCUGACUGAUCAGAAGGCAGUGGGAGGAGCAGGUGGGGAUGGUGGCGCCAAUGAAGGGAAUUCGAACGAUGAACAGGAUUGCGCCGACCCGCGGGUGCUCGACUUGUUCGGGCGCGGCCACCAUGCUCCUAGCGCUAUGCGUGCCAUCGUUGCUGCUCCUCUGGGGAUGUGAUGUUGACGUUGAUGUAGAUGCUGCUGUGCUUUGCGGGCGGGAGUGCAAUGGCCGUCAAGGUCUGGUUCCUUCGGCUGCAUUGUAGUGUCGGGCAAUUCGUGCUCCCUGGUUAAAGAAACCGUCUGUAAUUUCACCUAGGCUGCUCUCUUAGUUCUAGAUUCUAUUUAGCAUACUUGCGUGGAUCUUGAUGCUACCUUUUCUUUUCCCGGCAAACCUGACGCUCCAUGCUGCUUCUUAUAAAUAGUCGCCUUCUGAA
This is a messenger RNA of Hordeum vulgare subsp. vulgare (domesticated barley), 2680 nucleotides long. Its product is annotated as auxin response factor 14-like. Gene Ontology annotation, biological process: regulation of DNA-templated transcription; response to hormone. The coding region runs from base 331 to 2424 and encodes 697 amino acids. The transcript is spliced from 10 exons. Lineage: Eukaryota; Viridiplantae; Streptophyta; Magnoliopsida; Poales; Poaceae. Gene Ontology annotation, cellular component: nucleus. Gene Ontology annotation, molecular function: DNA binding. The record is from RefSeq and is a predicted model, not a curated record.